AGCUGCUCGAGGUUUGUCCCAGCCAGAGACAGAGAGGGGAACGAGAGGAGAAGCACAAACUUAGGCAGGCAGAAGGAGAUUCAGAAACAGAGGGAGGGAGAGAGAGACAGGGAAGGAAGGAGAGAGACCCAAGGACUGGAGUCAAACAGAAAGAUACAGGGAAAUACAGAGAAAGAAAGUAAGAAAUACAGGAACAUAAGGAGAGGGAGAUUCAGUGACAGACAGACAAAAGUGGAGGCUAACAGGGACAGAAACGGAGGUUAGUGAAGAGUGGGUGAAUAAGUGUGAUCAAGCAAGGCUGCUCUUACUAAUGGGCUGGGGACACCCAGAUGCCUAUCUGCCUUUGUAAGAUUUGACUGAGCCUUGUGUCCCUGCCUGAAAUCCCACCAUUAGCAUUUCAUUUUCCUUCACACGGGUUUUGACUUUUAAAAGGUGGUAAGAUAACUGUGAAGCUCCUUCCCCUAGAGGUAACCUCAGAGCAGUUUAGCAGUUUCAGAUCAGCACCAACAACAUAGGACGAAGUUCUGGACCAGCCCAGAAGACAGCUGAGAUGUCAGAUCUGGAAACUGAGGUCAAGAUGAGCAGUAAGCCCACAUCUAAAAGCCAAACUGAGCCAGUCCAGAAGAGGUUCUGUUCCAAUCUAUUUGUCAGCAUCAAGUUCUUUGUACUCUGCCACAGCCUGCUGCAGCUGGCUCAACUCAUGAUCUCAGGCUACCUGAAGAGCUCCAUCUCCACCAUAGAGAAACGCUUUGGCCUGUCCAGUCAGACCUCGGGGCUUUUGGCUGCCUUCAAUGAGGUGGGAAACACAGCCCUUAUCGUAUUUGUGAGCUACUUUGGCAGCCGUGUCCACCGGCCCCGUCUGAUUGGCCUUGGAGCUAUCUUAGUCGCUGCAGCAGGGCUCCUCAUGAGCCUUCCCCACUUCAUCGCUGAGCGCUAUCGUUAUGACUAUGUUGACCUUGACCUGCUACAGGAUUCUUCUUCUUCCUUAUGCGUGCUGCCCCAGGCCCCAGCACUGGCCUUGGCCUCUGCCUCAGUCCCAGACCCACGCAAUAGCAGCUGUGGCUUGUCCUCGGAGGCCCCACAGAUGGUGGUGGUAGGGCUCAUGUUCCUGGCGCAGACCCUGCUUGGUGUGGGGGCUGUGCCCAUCCAGCCCUUUGGAAUCUCCUACAUCGAUGAUUUUGCCCACCCCAGCAACUCUCCCCUCUACUUAGGGAUCUUGUUUGCUGUGACUCUCAUUGGACCCGGGAUGGCCUACGGGCUUGGAAGCUUCAUGUUGAGGUUUUAUGUGGAUAUUGAUCGGAUGCCUGAAGGAGGCAUCUCCCUGACUCCAAAGGACCCACGCUGGGUGGGUGCCUGGUGGCUGGGCUUCCUGGUGUCUGCUGCUGCUGUGACUUUGACCGCUCUCCCUUAUUUCUUCUUUCCCCGGGAGAUGCCUAAAGAAGAACAGGAGCUUAGUUUCCGGAAACGGAUCUUGCCUUCGUUGGACAAUAAAGGUGAGAACUCUCUCAUCAAGCAGGGAGCAGGUAACUCCCCAGACAAAGAGAAGGAUGGAGAGGCCCAGAUUGCCCCAGACCUCACUGUGAUCCAGUUCAUCAAAAUCUUCCCCCAAGUGCUGUUACGGAAUCUACGCCACCCCAUCUUCCUCCUGGUGGUCCUGGCCCAGGUCAGCAUGUCCUCCAUGGUGGCUGGGAUGGCCACCUUUCUGCCUAAAUUCCUGGAGCGCCAGUUCUCUGUCACCGCCUCCUUCGCCAAUCUGCUCAUUGGCAGUGUCACCAUCCCUGCAGCCAUAGUGGGCAUUGUGGCUGGGGGGGUCCUGGUUCAGCGUCUCCACUUGGGCCCCUCACGCUGUGCCAUUGUUGGGAUGGUAGGGGCCCUUACCUGUCUGCUGUUUGGCCUGCCGCUCUUCUUCAUGGGCUGCCCCACCCACCCUAUCGCCAAUGUCUAUGGUCCCAGCACUCUCCCUGAAAAUGGGAAGUUCCUAAACUGUACCCAGCUGUGUUCCUGCUCCAAGAGUAACUUCAACCCUGUAUGUGACACCAGGAGCCACACUGAGUAUGUCACCCCCUGUCAGGCUGGCUGCACGGGACUGCAGGAUAGUCCAGGCCCCAGUCAAGACUCAGUAAUCUACACCAACUGCAGCUGCCUCCUUUCGGGAAUUAAGGAUAGUUCAGUCACCUCUGGGUCCUGUGAAUCAUCCUGCAGUCACUUAGUACUUCCCUUCAUCCUCCUCAUCAGUCUUGGAGGAGCUGUGGCCAGUGUCACUCACACACCCUCCUUCAUGCUCAUCCUGAGAGGGGUGAAGAAUGAAGAUAAGUCUUUGGCUGUUGGAAUCCAGUUCAUGUUGCUGAGAGUUUUAGCCUGGAUGCCUAGCCCUGUGCUCCAUGGCAGUGCCAUUGACACUGCCUGUGUCCUUUGGGCAGAUACAUGUGGCAUGCGGUCCCUUUGUCGAUAUUAUGACCAUGACCUCCUCAGGCAUCGGUUCAUUGGGCUUCAGUUCUUCUUCAAGCUGGGCACACUGGUCUGCUUCACCCUGGUGUUCACCAUCCUACGACAGCAGGAAAAAGAGGCUGCUCGCUCUGGGUCCCAUCAUGGUCUUCUUCCAAAGGAGGAAAAGAUGGUUCUCAGCUCAAAGAAGAGGAGUGGGGAAUCCAGAGUGUGAACCUGCUGCCCCAGGCCUGGCUGGAGUGGGCAAAGGACCCUAACAAUGACUAGGAGAAGGACUAAUAUCUUCAACAAAUAUAGCCUUCGUUGGAGUCUUCUGUCAGGGGAUGGCAUGGGGUGGGGCUGUGUCUAAGUGAGGAGAGACUGGUCACCUGGGAUCUUGUCCCUAAAGAACCUAUCAGGGACUGGACAACACUGUUAGAUGCUGUCUCAGUACUUUCGUUUUCUUGUCAUGAAAAAGCCUCACAUAGGCAGUCUUAGUAUAGGGCCAGAGAUCAUGAAAAGCCAAUUGCCAUUAUGAUCUGACCCUUCUGCUACCCAUAGAAAGAGACCAGUGGAUUCUUUCUCCAGUGUUCUUAGUUAGCUGUCCUAGAAACACAGAGACAAGGCCAACUCCCAGGGUUGCCACACAAAUUCACACAAGGGGGAAUGGAGGGACCGGAUUCCAAGCUCACCUUGAGAAUGAGAGCUUGCUCAUUCCUGGAUCUCAUCCAACCUGACACUUAGGAUAUACACAUCAAGGAUACUAUGCAAUCAUCCCCAGGAGUGAAUUGGCUGGUCUUUGACAAUCCCUAUUAUCAGGGGAUUGACUAUCUCUUGCAUACUCUGACUCCAUUUUUUAUGUCCUCCCUUUGAUCAUCAUAAGAGCAGAGAUGGAGAACAAGUAGCCCCUGAUUCCUUUGCCUAAACUCCUAUCCGCUUUGUAUAUUUGCCUGUGGCCAGUAAUAUUUCAUUAUACAGUUACAUUUAUCCAGAAGCUGCUUUCACCUGCCUUUGUUUACCCAAACUAUAUAGAUAGUCACCUCCUUAUCUCUGGCCAGGCAUUCAUCCAGGGGAAUCCUCCUUUUCCCUAACAAGACAAAUGCCUCUUCUUGCCAAAUUCCUGCCCGAGGCCAGGACUAACACAAAGCAGAGAUUUCCUCCAACCUUAGGAUAAGAAAAAGUUGCCUUUAGCUUCCACAGAAUCAUUAAGAGUCAUUUUCUUAUCCUGAGCCCUAGUUUGCUUUGUGUCAAAUAAAGGGAGGUAGCGGUAUAGCAGAUAGGUAGGAUGUUACAAUGGAAAGAACAUUGACUUUAGCAUCAGAGGAUCUGGGUUCAAAUCUCAUUGCUGAUGCUUACUGUCUUUGUAAUGAUAGGCAAGUCAUUUGACCUCCCUAGGCCUCAGUUUCCUAAUCUGUAAAAGGAAGAGAUUAUAUUCAGUGGCCUCAGGGCUCCCUUCUACCUCUGAAUCAAUGGUGGUCUCUCAGGUAGCCAUUAGCUCUUAUUUGCUACCUCUUGAAAACAUUUCAAGAAUAACCCUGGGUGGGUGGCUAGGUGGUGCAGUGGAUAAAGCACUGGCCCUGGAGUCAGGAGGACCUGAGUUCAAAUCUGGCCUCAGACACUUGACACUUACUAGCUGUGUGACCCUGGGCAAGUCACUUAACCCCCAUUGCCCCGCAAAAAAAAAGAAGAAGAACCGUGGGCUACAUGACCUCAAGGGCCUCUUCCACCUCUAAAUCUGUGAUCCCUAUGACCCUGAAUGCCCUAAAAGCUUGUUUUGUUUUCCUGGCCACAGGUAUCUAUCAUCUCCCUGAUUCCUGGUCACCUUCUCCCUUCUCCCACUGUUGUCUCAUUUCCUAGUCCUUGUACCCAGAGCCAUUACUAACGCAGGGUGCCCUGGAAUUUGCACCUCGACCAUUGACAACCAAAGGGAUAGAUAUGCCUCCUCUCCCAGGGCUGAGCUUCCCACCUAUAGCAAGCUUUGCUCCUGUGCCUCAUCCUCCAUUAGCUAACCCCUUGUCUGUACCACCUCUCCUCCAAAGGCUCAUCACUGUGUGUCUCCCUUCCCAGUAUUCAGUCUCCUUCCUAAUCCCCACAGGAGCCACGGCCAGACUCUCUGGGAGACUGGCUGUCCCCUAUUCUGUUGCAGCUGUAUCCAUGCCCAAAUUGUCUUGUACUGCUGCCCCCCCCCACCUCGGGUGAAUUUCCCUUAAGCAUGAAUAUCACUAAUUGUUGCCCUACAUGCACCCAGUUCUAUCUCUCUUCCCUUCUGUCCCAUCUUCUCACACUUUAUAUCCCAAGAACACAUUUCAUAGAGUUUGCUUACAAGGAAAAGAGAAUAUAAGUCCAGAAAUAACAUCCCAUAUAAAGAGUGUAAGAUAUUCAGAUGUAAGAAAGACAUCUAGGGGCAGCUAGGUAGUGUAGUGAAUAAAGCACCAGCCCUGGAUUCAAGAGGACAUGAGUUCAAAUCUAGCAUCAGACACUUGACACUUACUAGCUGUGUGACCCUGGGCAAGUCACUUAACCCUCAUUGCUCCACCAAAAAAAAAAAAGACAUCUAGUCCCAAACUAAAUGGCACCUUAACUGUUUAAUCUAGUCCUUAACUAAAGUAUCCCAAGCUAAACUUAAUUCAUGAUUCUCUCUGGGCUAUGAGCCCCACAACACUAACUCAUUGGUGGUCCUGGAGAAUGAUAUUAUCUUCUCUAGAACACUCACCAAUUUUUGUCAUUUGUCCGCCUGACUCUCUGUAUUGGACUCGUUGGCUUAUUCUACCAAUCCCUGGCUCACUCUUGGUCAAUCAGGAAGCCUCCUGUUUUCAUGGAGGCCAAUGUUCCCCCUCUAGCAUAAAAUAAUAAUUUAACUAAUGAACUUGCCCUCUUAAAACAUGGGCUACUCCCCUCCAAAGUUCACAAGAGACAUUCUUUGUUUAUAAGGGGUUGGACUAUAUUCAAUUUGAUUGAAGUCAACAAAUGUGUUGAGCACCUGCUUGGUACAAUAGAACAUUGAAUUCUAAGCAUUAGAAUAAUGGAUUUCAAAUCCCAUCUUGGAUACUUACCAACCUGUGCAACCCUGGGUAAAUCCCAGUACUUUAUGGAGCCUCAAUUACCUCAUCUGUAAAAUGGGGUGAUAAUCCUUGCACUACCUACCUUUUAAUACUAUAGGGGUUGGUAGAAGUGUUUUAGGAAUCCAAAUCUGCUACAGAAAGGGUAGUUGUGAUUAUUUUGUUUUGUUUUGGGUUUUGUUUGUUUGUUUUUGACAGAGCAAUGGGGGUUAAGUGACUUGCCCAGGGUCACACAGCUAGUAAGUGUCAAUUGUCUGAAGCCAAAUUUGAACUCAGGUCCUCCUGAAUCCAGGACUGCUACUUUAUCCACUGUGCCACCUAGCUGCCCCGAGUUGUGAUUACUAUAGUCAGGACCUUAUGCUCAGUGUUACGAGGUUGGGCUGUUACAGAGAGACGUAGUUCUCAGGGAGAUUGUAGCCUAAUAGGGGAAAUUAGACAAAUACACAAAUAGCCAUGCUGCAGACAGGAUGUAAUCAUAGGGAAAUAAAGGAAGGGGGAAUGGGAGAAUAGGUGUGAUCUGCAUUCUGUGACCAAGGACUCCCCUAUCUGGGGAUAGUGAAGAAUGGGAGGGUCAAUCAGUCAGCACUGGUCAAGCCCAACUAGGGAACAGACCUUGUACUACACUCUCAGGAGAAAUGGCAAGAGGAAGAGAAAGAGGAAGAGGAACCUCCCCUUCUCUUGGGGACCCCUCGCUCUGAGGGUCCAGAGACAUCUUCUGACCUGAGGAGAAGACAUAUGCCUUCACCUUUUCCUCAGGGAGCUCCCAGUGUGAGGGAUGAGAUAUGAACCCUGUCCACAGUGAGUCCUUAUUCUUAGGAAAAGAUGUGGCUUUUGCCUUCAGAAAGACCCCAGUUUGAAGGCACAAGACAUGGCUUCUGCCCUUCUUAAUGGGAGGUGGUGGGGUGGAAAGAUCUUCCUGAAAAUCUUUGAGAACACUUACUUAACCAAACAAUAUUUAGAAAUGUGUGUAGCUGGAAGGGGAGGGGGUGUUUGGGGAAGUGCCGGGAGAGGGGGCAGGAGGUAGUGGGAAGCAGGUAUAACUGUGUGCUGUGUGCGUAAUGUAUAAUUAUCUUAAAAACCCCAAAAUCUUAAAAAUCACCAAUUUCUACCCACUGUCUCAUUUCACUAUAUACUGUCUCAUUUCCACAUUGAGUCUCUUUCUAGGUUCACAAGCAGUCUGGUAUAUGGAUAUCCCAGAUUACUAAUAUUAAAGAAAUUCUUUAAUCACUCA
Messenger RNA from Dromiciops gliroides (monito del monte), 6714 nucleotides. RefSeq names its product solute carrier organic anion transporter family member 2B1 (gene SLCO2B1). NCBI's taxonomy places the organism in Eukaryota, Metazoa, Chordata, Mammalia, Microbiotheria, Microbiotheriidae. Bases 551 to 2659 code for a protein of 702 amino acids. Gene Ontology annotation, cellular component: membrane. Gene Ontology annotation, biological process: transmembrane transport; sodium-independent organic anion transport; bile acid and bile salt transport. The transcript has 14 exons. Gene Ontology annotation, molecular function: bile acid transmembrane transporter activity; protein binding. The record is from RefSeq and is a predicted model, not a curated record.